Messenger RNA from Haplochromis burtoni (Burton's mouthbrooder), 3246 nucleotides. RefSeq names its product interferon-inducible GTPase 5. Gene Ontology annotation, cellular component: membrane. NCBI's taxonomy places the organism in Eukaryota, Metazoa, Chordata, Actinopteri, Cichliformes, Cichlidae. The transcript has 2 exons. The record is from RefSeq and is a predicted model, not a curated record. Bases 988 to 2160 code for a protein of 390 amino acids. Gene Ontology annotation, molecular function: GTP binding.
CCCCUCUGCCCAGUGCAAGCACAAGGCUUUGCACUGGGAAGAGGGAGUGAAGUGGGAAAAAAGUGCGAGAGAGAGGGUGAGAGAAAGAAAAAAAUCCCCACGGCUCGCCAUAAGGAGCCGGCUCGCGUCGUUCUCGUCAAAGAUCCGUCUCUAAGAGCAGUUUUGUUCGUGACCGACACAUCACUAGUGCUUUCAAGAAAACAGUCAUACAACUGACUGUUCUGUAGGUUUUUCUACUUUCGACAGAAAGUGUAUUUGCAGCGUUAAGUGGUUUCUGCGUCACUAAAACAAUACUCCCACUCAGCACAGGCAGAAGCCGAAGGAGUGUUCAUGCUGUUAAAAUGUGCGAAAGUCUAAACAAAAAUACAAGAAAUUAAUUAAAGUUUUUGUUUGUUUCGCACAACAUAUUGCAUUUUUUUCUGUCAUACUUUCGGACUCAAGAUAUGUCAUCCACAGCAGAAUGCAAAUAACUUUAAGGAAGGUUUCUUCAUCCUCAGCUCAGCAACCUCUGGACCAUGACAUGUUUGCGCAGAAUUAACUGGUAGUGGUCAGUGUGAAACGGACUGUAGUAUAAUUUACCUAUGGCAAAAUAAAUAAUGCUGUCAUUCCUACUUUUUAGAAAACAUCUUUAGUCUUUGGUUUAUGUAAAUAGUUACAGCUCACCCAGCCUUUCAUUGGCUCUUUUACAAGUUGUUUUUGCAAACUCCUGUCCAAAGUUGUCUGUCUAUGAUGUCUUUGAUGUAUUUAAAAAAAUCUGGUAAUUGUGAAACAUUUCAUGCAGUGCUUUAAUUGAAUCCCUCGAAUUAAAGCUGAAAGACUGGCUUCAAUCACAACUUAAUUGUGUGGUUUAAAAUCCUGUGGUACGACGACAACUUUAAAAAGCGUCUUUGUUCAAAUACUUUUAGAUCCAAGUUUAGUUUCUGUGUUUCCUCAUAAUAGUGCAGUAAUUUUAAAUGCAUCCCUUUCUUCUUCUGUUAAAGGAUCAGCAUGGACGAUCUAUCUAAUCCACAUCCAGAAGAAAUUGCUCGAGUUAAAGAAGCGCUGAAUGACAACGACACUGCUGCAGCAAUUGCAAAGAUUAAACAGUGUUUUAUUAAGCAAGAUAAUAUUCCACUAAAAAUUGCCAUUACAGGAGAAUCUGGUGCAGGUAAAUCCACCUUUGUUAAUGCUUUCAGAGAUAUGGGUGAUGAAGAAGAGGGAGCUGCUUCAACUGGUGUUACACAAACCACCUCAGAGGUUACAGCACAUCCCCAUCCAAACUAUCCCAAUGUUACUCUUUGGGAUGUUCCUAGAGUUCGAACCCCACAUUUUGAUGAGUACCUGAAACCUGUUGGAUUUGAGAAGUUUGACUUCUUCAUCAUCAUCUCAGACACUCGCUUCAGAGAUAAUGAUGUGAAACUCGCUCAGGAGAUUCAGAAGAUGAAGAAAAAGUUCUACUUUGUUCGCUCAAAGAUCGAAAACGAUAUACACGCUGCAGAGAGAAGUCAGAGAGAGUUCAGUGAAGAGAAGAUACUGGAACAUAUCAGGACAAACUCCAUUCAAAGUCUCCAGAAACAAGGGUUUCGGUCUCCACAGGUCUUCUUGGUUUCCAGCUUUGAUCCCCGUCUCUACAACUUCCCUCUCCUACACGAGACCAUCAGGAAAGAACUUCCUGAACUCAAGAGAGAUGCACUGCUGUUUGCCACAUCCAACAUGAACCUGGAGAUCAUUAAAAAGAAGAAAAAAGCUUUUCAGUCCAACAUGAAAUACAUCACUCUGCUGUCUGCAGCUCUAGCAGCUGUUCCAGUUCCUGGAUUUUCUGUUGCUGUUGAUCUGAUCUUGAUGUUCACAUCAUUCCUGAAAUAUGUUGCUGGGUUUGGGCUUGAUGAGCCAUCGCUGAAGAGAAUUGCUGCCAGCUCUGAUGUUCCAUACACUGUUCUGAGCAAUGCUGUCAGGUCACCCCUGGCUGCAGAAAAAAUAGACAAAUAUUUUAUCAUGAAGGUGUUGAUAACAGCUGCAGCAAAGGGAGCAUCCAGAUUCAUCCCAAAAUGUGGAAUCCUAGCAGCAGUGAGCCUGUCUUUCAUCAUUCCCUACAGUUUUCUGAAGAUGUUUCUUAAUGUCUGUGCUGACGAUGCUCAGAGGGUAUUUGAAAGGGCUCUGGGUUGGAGCACCUCAGAGUGAUUUUCCAAAGUAAAAGUUAGUGUCGUUAAGAGACACAUUUAAAACAGAAUCAUAUUAAAAAGCUUUGAAUAUUUUUUUUUUCUGAAGUAAAAACUGAAGUCAUAAUCGAGCUGCACAUUUCAGCCAGUGUGCUGCUGAUCAGUGUAUCGGCCUUAGCAGGUCUCAUGUAUUUUCAUUAAUACACAAACAAAAAUUUCGGGAAAAAAAUGCAGUUGUGGAUAUUAAAAAAAAAGCUUUCAAUUUUUACAAAUACUACAUAAAUACUAUGAUUUUGUCACAAAAUAUGCAGCCUCACUCUCACUGUAACCACAAAAACGGGUUACUAUGGGAUUCAUGAGGAGUGGGAGUGGGAGUACUUGUCCUCUGAGACUGAGGAAAUAUUUCUAAAAAGAAAAAAGAGUUUUCUCUGUGUCAGAAUAAUAAAGACAAAGUUUCUGAAAAAGCAAUGCAAAUGUCAUGGUAUGGUAAUCUGAGGAUUCUUUCCCUUCUGUCUUUUCUCCCUCGAAUAUUCAGCUGCCUGCCCCCUCUUCUUCACUUUCAUCCUCCCCUUGACUCCUGUGGACCACCAGUAACCUCUCCACUCAGAAAUAUCCACAAGUCUUUCCUCAGUUAACAGUCAGCCUUUGCUGUUCUUGCCUCUGGCUCUAAAUAAAUCCUGUCUCCCUUCCACCUCUUUCCCUUUGUUUUUGGUAAAACAUGAGAGCAACAACAACAAAGUAAAAACAUAAGUUUGUAAAGAGGUUCUAAACAUUCCUGAAUUCUCUCCUUUGUGUGCAGCAGGGUCACAUAAUGUUCUGAUUUUUCAGACGUGAUGGGACUUAGUGCUCAGUUCAGAAAAAACAAUCAUUUUAAUGUCCUCCACCCUCAAUAUAGUCCUCCACCCCUUGUCCUCUCUGUUGUUGUCAGGGUGGAGGACCGGUUCUACCUGAAAUACAUGACUGGGAGGAGGAGCUGCUGUUUCUGUCUGCUUAACUUUCGAUCUUACAUUCACAGGCUUUUAAAUCAUACACGUAGCUUUAACUAACUCUUUUUGGACAAAUGUUAGAUAAACUCUGAGGUGUGCUUAGGUUUCUUUCCUUUGAAGAG